This is a messenger RNA of Hippopotamus amphibius kiboko, 2575 nucleotides long. It is a transcript of the gene ZNF26, whose product is annotated as zinc finger protein 26. The record is from RefSeq and is a predicted model, not a curated record. Bases 381 to 1988 code for a protein of 535 amino acids. The transcript has 4 exons. Lineage: Eukaryota; Metazoa; Chordata; Mammalia; Artiodactyla; Hippopotamidae. Gene Ontology annotation, biological process: regulation of DNA-templated transcription.
UAUCCGGCUGGGCGUCUGUGCUCAGGGGCGGGCCGCGGGCGUUGAGUUUCCUUGGCUGCGGAGCUGGCGGAGACGCGAAGUUACCCUGGCCCGGAACGUCCUGUGCGGACCAGGCUCUUGGCUGGCUGAGCCCCCACUGUGGAUCCGGGCGUGGAGGCUGCCGGCCCGGCCUUGGUCCCUCACGCGUCAGGGCUGCGGAACGGUACAAACUCAUCGCCCCGGUUCCCUCCGCCCGGCCCGGAGGCCGCGUCGCUGCGAGGGACUCAGCCCCGGACCGGCAGGUGCCGGGCGCCCGCGGACCCUCCCUCUGUGGGGCGCGAAGCCUCUCCUGGGUGGGCGCGGUGGGAGCAGCAGGGAGCCUCUGCCCGAGGCCGCGCGGGAUGGCCAGCGGGUCCCCGACAGCCGCGUGUUGGGGGUUGUUGUCAUUCGAGGAUGUAUCUGUGGAGUUCACCUGGGAAGAAUGGCAGUUACUGGAUGCUGUGCAGAAGCACCUGUACCGGGAUGUGACUCUGGAAAACUACAGUAAUCUCAUAUCUAUGGGGUACCAUGGUGCCAAGCCUGACUUAAUCUUCAAGUUGGAGCAAGGAGAAGAGCCGUGGGUAAUAAAGGCAGAAGUUUCUCAUCAGAGCUGUCCAGAAGAUUGGAAAGAAUGGUACCCAAAAAGUCAAGAUGAGCUUGAAAGUGUUGAGAGAAGUUAUACUUGUAAUGCAUUUGGAAACCUUCAUCUGAGGAAAACCCACAUUUCUUCCAGACAAAGGCUCCUUAAAUAUAACACACAUGGAAAAAGCUUGACACAAAACUUAGCUUCAGCCAGAAGCUAUCUAGGACAGAAUCCUGAUCAGUUUCAUGGGUAUGAAGACUCAUAUUUUCUGAAGCAUCAAAGAACUCAUAGUAUAGAAAAAAACUGUGUAUGUAAUGAAUGUGGGAAGGCUUUCCGUUGUAAAUCACAGCUCAUUGUACAUCUCAGGAUUCAUACAGGAGAGAGACCCUACGAGUGCACUAAAUGUGAGAGAGCCUUCAGUGCCAAGUCAAACCUCAACGCCCAUCAGAGAGUCCACACAGGAGAAAAGCCCUACUCCUGUAUUGAGUGUGGGAAAGUCUUCUCUUUCAGGUCGCAGCUCAUUGUCCAUCAGGAAAUUCACACAGGAGGGAAACCAUAUGGUUGCAGUGAAUGUGGGAAAGCUUACAGCUGGAAAUCGCAGCUUAUUUUACACCAGAGGAGCCACACAGGAGUGAAGCCCUAUGAAUGCAGUGAGUGUGGGAAAGCCUUCAGUCUGAAGUCACCAUUCAUUGUGCACCAGAGAACUCACACAGGAGUGAAACCGCAUAAGUGCAGUGAAUGUGGGAAAGCCUUUAGGAGUAAGUCGUACCUCCUUGUUCACAUUAGGAUGCACACGGGAGAGAAACCCUAUCAAUGCAGUGACUGCGGGAAAGCCUUCAAUAUGAAGACACAGCUUGUUGUGCAUCAGGGAAUUCACACAGGAAAGAAUCCUUACCAGUGUGGCGAAUGUGGGAAAGCCUUUGGGAGGAAGGAACAACUCACUGCACAUCUGCGAGCUCAUGCGGGAGAGAAGCCCUAUGGAUGCAGCGAGUGUGGGAAGGCCUUCAGCAGCAAGUCGUACCUUGUUAUACACAGGAGAACACACACAGGCGAGAGACCUUAUGAAUGUAGUUUCUGUGAGAGAGCCUUCUGUGGGAAAUCACAGCUAAUUAUACAUCAAAGAACUCACUCAACAGAGAAGCCCUAUGAAUGCAGCGAGUGUGAGAAAGCCUAUCCUAGGAAGGCAUCACUUCAGAUACACCAGAAAACUCACUCAGGGGAAAAACCCCAUAAAUGCAGUGAGUGUGGGAAAGCCUUCACUCAGAAGUCAUCUCUCAGUGAACAUCAGAGGGUUCAUACAGGAGAAAAGCCAUGGAAAUGCUCCGAAUGUGGGAAAUCCUUCUGUUGGAAUUCAGGGCUUCGUAUACAUCGAAAAACUCACAAGUGAGAAGUCAGAGUGGGGUAGAUGCUAGGAGCUGAUCCUCAGGAGACUUCGGAUGACAAUAGGGGCAGAAUGUCCCAAAAGUUCACUCUUAACAAAUUAGUCAUAUGGGUCACAGACCAGUCGUAUUUGGAAUGAAUGUGCAAAAGCUUUCAAAAGUAAGAUAUACAAAUCUUUAUACACAAGAGAAUAGUUGAGGGAGGAAGGAGCAGUAACCAUAUCAGAUGUAGUAGCAUGAUUAUGAAGAUUUAAUUUGGGGAAUUCGUAUUGAGAAGUCCUUAUAAAUUGAAUAAAUCAAGAAAGUACUUUCCCACAGGAGAUGUGUUACCUCGGGAGUCACGUUCCAGAUCUGAUGCUGUUUUAGAGUAAAGAGAGUCUGGGUGGAGAAUAAAGUUGUUUUUUAUCUUAAUAUGUAACUAGAGUAAUAGCAGGAAAACAGCAAGGAACACAUUCUGAGGGUUAAGGGGUAUGGAGUGUGACUUUCCUGAGUAACAUUGAAUAGCAUUUUAAAAAAUUUUGGUAUUUUAUUUUUAAAUGUAACUUGCUAUAUUUGAUAGUUCGUGGAAUAACAUCCUCCAGUAUUCUCCAUAUUA